This is a messenger RNA of Paramecium tetraurelia, 1065 nucleotides long. RefSeq lists its product as uncharacterized. The transcript has 5 exons. Gene Ontology annotation, biological process: sterol biosynthetic process. The record is from RefSeq and is a predicted model, not a curated record. Gene Ontology annotation, molecular function: iron ion binding; C-4 methylsterol oxidase activity. Lineage: Eukaryota; Ciliophora; Oligohymenophorea; Peniculida; Parameciidae.
AUGGAAGCAUCUAGUUAAAGCGAUCUCUCAAUCGCUUCCUUGGCCACUAUCGAAGCCAUCGAUGAUGCCAUUCAAAAAGAUAAGAACCGAUAUGUACGCAAAGGUUAUGGAUUAAUCGUGGCCAUCUUCAUAGCUCUAUCCACUUAUUUGACAGUUCCUCACAUUAUGUUAUUUGUUCAUUCCUAUCUAGAAGGUAUGGAAGAAAUUAAAAUAUUCCUACUUGUUUAGUUGAGUACAACCAACCUAAGUUAUGUAAUUGGAAACAUUUACAUGUACAUCAUCUACUCUUUGAAAUUGCCAUUCUUCGAAAGAUAUAAAGUUGAUAAUAAUCCUUGGCCUUGGGAAAAGAGCUAGGAAUCAUGGAACCAAACCAAAAAGAAAGUUCUUCUUAAUUGGAUUCUUAAUUCCACAAUUUCCUCCCUCCUAACUGUUGGCAGUGUUUAUGGCGGCCAAAAGUUCAGACAUGAUUCUUCAAGUAUCCCAUCCUAUUUUGAACUGGCAUGGCAAAUAGCUUUUUGUAUGAUUGUAGAAGAUGCUUCCUUCUAUUGGUUGCAUCGAACUUUACACAGUCCAAGAUUUUACCACAUUCAUAAAAAACAUCACGAAUUCUAUAAUACCAUUAGUUUGGCUGCCGAGUAUUAACACCCAAUAGAAUUUGUACUAACUUCCACAGCCACAGCCCUGGGACCAUUACUUUUGGGUUCCCACAUGCAUGUGUAUACUUUGGGAUUCUGGUACAUUGUGAGAGUAUUUGAAACCAUCGAUGGACAUUGUGGCUAUGAGUUCUCCUGGUCCCCUUAUAGAUUAUUACCAUUCUCUGGUUCAUCAGAAUAUCACCAUUAUCAUCAUUCACAUAAUAUUGGAAAUUUCUCUAGUUUCUUCUAUUAUUGGGACACCCUCUGUGGAACCAAUAAGGACUACUUCAAUUUCAGAAAGGCAAGAAAUAAUGAAACAAAAUUAAAUUUGAUGAGGAAAGUUUACCAUUUGAAUUAAUAGAAAACCAAAACUUCAUGAAUAUUAUCUAAAUAUUAUGAUAGAAUAAAAAUCAUAUUAUUAAAAAAUUAA